This is a messenger RNA of Cololabis saira (Pacific saury), 6377 nucleotides long. It is a transcript of the gene akt3a, whose product is annotated as v-akt murine thymoma viral oncogene homolog 3a. The transcript is spliced from 14 exons. The record is from RefSeq and is a predicted model, not a curated record. The coding region runs from base 508 to 1947 and encodes 479 amino acids. Gene Ontology annotation, molecular function: ATP binding; protein serine/threonine kinase activity. Lineage: Eukaryota; Metazoa; Chordata; Actinopteri; Beloniformes; Belonidae. Gene Ontology annotation, biological process: protein phosphorylation.
GAAAGAAGACACGCACGGGAUGUUGGGAUGGAGGGAUGAGAUAAGUGCAGAGAGGAGUUGAAACCGGACGCCGAGCAACAACCCCUUACACUCGUUGGCUGCAGAAAAUUACGAGACGGCUGAGUCACUACUGGUGAGGAGGAAGGUCUGGAGAGGGAACGCAAAAGAGGGAGGAGGUGGAGGAGGAGGGGGAGAAAAAGAAGAAGAAGAAGAAGGAGGGAGGGAGGCAGUGAGAUAACCCACAACAGGAAACAAAACGACACAAACACACGUAGACAUACACACCGCAUGUUUGUGUGUGUGUGUGUCUGAGAGAGAGACUGCGCGAACUACAGGGUGAACGGGAAAGGAAGGGAGGGAGAGUGACGCGGAGGCUGGGAGAGCCGGCCCCCCCCCCACCUCUCCUCCUCUCCCUCUCUUUCUCUCCUCUUCUCCUCUCCUCCCCUCCUCCCUUUCUCUCUGUGUGGAGCAGGCGUGUAGCGGCAUCAGACUCGGCGUGAAGGAACCAUGAGCGAUGUCACCAUCGUUAGAGAGGGAUGGCUCCAGAAACGGGGUGAAUACAUAAAGAACUGGCGACCGCGUUACUUCCUGCUGAAGACAGACGGCUCUUUCAUUGGCUACAAAGAGAAACCUCAGGAUGCAGACCUGCCGUACCCCCUAAAUAACUUCUCCGUCGCAAAAUGCCAGUUGAUGAAGACCGAGAGGCCGAAGCCAAACACCUUCAUCAUUCGCUGCCUCCAAUGGACCACAGUUAUUGAGAGGACCUUCCACGUGGACUCGCCUGAUGAGAGAGAUGAGUGGACAGAGGCCAUCCAGAUGGUGGCUGAUAAGUUGCAGAGACAAGAGGAGGAAAGGAUCCAGUGCAGCCCCACCUCCAACAUCGACAACAUGGUCGAGGAGGAGAUGGACAUCUCCACUACGCACCACAAACGCAAGACAAUGAGUGACUUCGACUACUUGAAGCUUCUGGGAAAGGGAACCUUUGGUAAAGUGAUUCUUGUCCGGGAAAAGGCCAGCGGGAAAUACUACGCCAUGAAAAUCCUCAAAAAAGAAGUCAUCAUAGCCAAGGAUGAAGUGGCCCACACACUAACAGAGAGCAGAGUACUGAAAAAUACCAGGCACCCUUUUCUUACUUCUCUGAAGUAUUCGUUCCAGACUAAAGACCGUCUCUGUUUCGUCAUGGAGUAUGUGAACGGAGGGGAGCUGUUUUUCCAUUUGUCCAGAGAGCGAGUGUUCUCCGAAGAUCGCACGCGCUUCUACGGCGCCGAGAUCGUCUCGGCUCUCAACUACCUGCAUUCGGCAAAGAUCGUGUACCGGGACCUGAAGUUGGAAAACUUGAUGCUGGAUAAAGACGGCCAUAUCAAGAUCACAGAUUUUGGACUCUGCAAGGAGGGCAUCACUGAUGCUGCUACCAUGAAAACCUUCUGCGGCACACCAGAAUACCUCGCGCCUGAGGUCCUGGAGGAUAACGACUACGGCCGGGCGGUGGACUGGUGGGGUCUGGGGGUUGUCACGUAUGAGAUGAUGUGCGGCCGGCUACCGUUCUACAACCAGGACCACGAGAAGCUGUUCGAGCUCAUCCUCAUGGAGGACAUCAAGUUCCCACGAACGCUGUCAGCGGACGCCAAGUCUCUCCUGUCCGGCCUGCUCAUCAAAGACCCCAACAAGAGGCUUGGGGGAGGACCAGACGACGCUAAAGAAAUAAUGAGACACAGUUUCUUCUCCGGUAUUGACUGGCAGGAUGUUUACGAUAAAAAGCUCCUCCCUCCCUUCAAGCCCCAGGUGACGUCGGAGACGGACACCAGGUACUUUGAUGAGGAGUUCACAGCUCAGACCAUCACAAUAACUCCACCAGAGAAAUUCGAUGAAGAUGGGAUGGACUGCUUGGACAACGAAAGACGGCCACACUUCCCGCAGUUCUCGUACUCUGCCAGCGGGCGUGAAUGAACUGUCCGUGGGUGUGACGUCAUCACAGCUGGUCUCUGAGGUCAUCGGUGUGGGAACAAAUGACUUUGGACUGACCCAGAGUGCCCCAGACCUGAGGGAUUAUGCCCUUCUCCUCCAUUCCUUCUCUCUUCUUCACCUCUCCAGUCUGCUUCUUUAUUUAUUUAUGUUUUUGUGAUUCAGAUCAUAAGAAAAGAAAGAGAAAAGUGUAAUCCUGCACUGCGAGCCGAACUGUGAUGCGAUCAUUUACUUUGUAAUGACCCUUUAAUGUGAAACAGGAGCUUCACUCGUGGUCUGCUGUGUUUUGACAUGCGAUUGUCCACCCAAAUACUAUAAACCAACACAUCUUUAGAAAUAGGUAUAUUAUUAACUGAUGCAUUUCAAGGAGGCGAUGUUGUCGUUUCUCAUUAGCGUGACAGAGAUGCAGCGUUUUAAGUCCUUCAAACCCAAACUGCCGUUACUGGUUGUAUCUCAGGCUUCUGCAAACACAGACUCAGAGACUCUUGCGUCUGGCUUCAUGUUGCUCAGUCUAGCGAUUCUAGGAUCGAUUGAUCGGUUGAGUCCUACACACCUCACGUUGUCAAGCAGGAUUUGACUCAGGUGUCGCUCAAUGCAAAGUCGUUGUUGUUGCUGCUAUUUCAAAUACUACCACAACUACUACAGGUACUAUCGCUCCUACUAUUGCUCUUCUACUGCUACUACUUACAGUAAAUCCGGUGCUACACUUUCUCCUAAAUGCUGCUUAUGACCUUUGGCGCCAGCAAAACACCAACCACCUGUAUAAACAUCCAAGCUUGUACAGCCACCGAACUGCUGCUACUCAGCUGUACAUGAUCACAUGUCAAAUCUGAAGUUAGGAAUACGAUAGCAUGUCAUGUUUGUGUGUGUGUGAGUGUGUCAGAGCCAGUUGUGGGUCUUUGUUUCAAACUGCACCUCAAAGCACAGCAGCUCAGACAGACGAGGCUCCCAAACAAAUGAGUUUCACUACAUUUCCCACGGUGCAGUGCAGGAUGGUGGACAAUCAUGUCCGAUACAGAAGAGGUGAAAAUGAGAUGAAACAAGCUGAUUUGAAUGUCCCCCCCUCCCCCCAAAGGUUUUAUUAUUAUUAUUGUUAAUUUAUUUUAACUGUUUUCUGUCCAAAAAGAAAAAGGGCAAACAAAACCGAAACGGUACUUUUAUUUAAACCACGUAAAGCUUUACUGUGACACGAUAUCGUGGCUUUGGGAUCGACACAACUGUACCUCUGUGUGUCUGGAGGAAAGAGAAACUGCAGCAGAAAUGUUUAAUUUAUGAUGUACGAUGGGUAGCAAUGUAACAGCUGAUCUCCUGUUUCCUGCAAGUUUCCUUGAAGGAUAAAAAAAGAAAAAAGCGAGAUGGUAUAAAUUAACAGUUAUGGGUUUACAAGAAUCACAGCAAUGGCUAUAAUAUAUGUUCUAUUUAUUGUUCUACUUAUUGGUUUUAUAUUUAACUUUUUCUAUUGUUAUUAUUAUUCUAGAAAAAUAAAUAUAUUGUUAUUUUUAGGGCUUAGAGGAAGAAAUUUGCACCUCAAGAAACAAAAAUGGCUGAAGAAUGUAGGAGGUAAAGCAGAUCGCCUUCCUGCUGCAUUGUUUGUUUUCUUUGAUGUUUUUUGUGUUUUGUGACCAAAAUGUGACGGCCGGAAGAUGACGGGACACGUCUAGAGUAGUCGACAGGUCUAAAUCCUCCCACAGGGGUUGAGAUGCCCCGACUCGUCUCACCUGAUUGGUUUACGGACGUCCCUUGUGUUUAAUCCGACCACAGGUGUGUGAGUUAGCGGGGGCUGAGGCAGAGAUGAGAGAAGGAUGAAGUGGAAGUUGAGCAGAAAGAAAAAGAGGGAAGCACAGAAGUCUGAAUGUAAAGGCGCCAGGAGAUUGAGUGCUGAACUGUAAGUGUUUAAAGUGAGUGUGCGGAGAAGGAAGGUGAGAGGAUGAGAGGUGGCCAGGUGGGCGUACCUGAAGGGUCCAGAGCGACCGCUGAACCGUGGGUGAACUCUGCCGUCUGGAGUGAACUCUGCCGUCGGGAGUGAACUCUGCCGUCUGGAGUGAACUCUGCCGUCUGGAGUGUGUGCUGCCGUUUCCUCCGGUCUGGACGUUUGCGUGUUUGCAGUUGUUGCAUCAUCAUGUCUUCCAGUCUGACCAACCAGAUCUUAGAAAAUCCCCUCAGUUUCUUCGUUUUCAAGCGCCAGGUAAGCCUUAUGGUUUGGCUCAGAUUACGUCAAAAAAGUUUGACAUCCAGCACUUCAGAAUAAUAUAUAUAUAUAUUUAAAAAAAAAAGUGAGAACACAUUAGGAAAAACUCCCAAACAUCACCUUCAGCAUCUGGUGGACAGAUUAGCGAGCGUACGAGGGGAUGUGCUCUUAUUAGGCGUUUGUUCCCCACCAUAUUUAUUUGAAUGUUUGUAUUAUCAUCAUUGAUGGAUAACUUGAAUUUAUUUUCUAUUUAAUUUAUUUGUUUGUUUUUUGUAAUGGCAUUUAGCCGUGUGGGGGUGUAGUUGUGUCCUACUUUGUUCUAAAUCAAGUGUCUCCUUUUUUUUUUUCUUCCUUUACAGAUAUCUUCUACAGCAUUUUGCCUGUUUUUUCCGCUGCUCUCGAGUCCAUAUGCUUUACUGUUGCACAACCAUUAAACUGCUAAUAACUAGAAAAGCGCUUUAUGGCAGAAAGUAUAAAAGAAUGGCGCCCGCCUGCAUGCCGUAGUCCACCUCUGUCCGCAGCAGCAGUCCUGAGUCAAAGUGGUUCUCAGAACUCUUAUGAAAAAUACUUUUCUGUGAUCCGUUGAGCCGAUCUGGCACCGCCGGAGCAGCUUAAUGGUUCAAACUUUGUCCAGAACCCACCCCGGCAUCCUCAGCAGCUCCUGAGUAUUUGGAAGGACUUCAGUUUUGAUUUGACCCAGGUCUGCGAGCGGCGGAGGAGUUCUAGCUGUACGUGCACGCUUAACGCCAAAACCAUCAGAAAAACCAGAGUUCAUACAAAUCCUGCUUUGUAGCUUUGAACACAGCACUUUCACUCCCAUCACUUUUGAUAUGGUUCACAGGAAUCUGAUUCAGCCCUGCUUUAAAGGAAGAUUUUUAGCUUUUUUAUGUUUUUAAAAAAAAAAUAAAAAAAUUUAAGAUUUUUAAUUCCAGUUCACAUACAACCGCUAACUUUGAUGUUUCUCUGAUAUCUAGAGCUGGCAGAACCCGAAUGAAGUGUCCUACAUGCAGUCGCUGCGGAGCGGGCUGUGCAUGGGGCUCAGUGGGAAGGUUUAGCAAACUGGUCAGGGUUUUAUAAAGUGAAAAAAGAAUACCUGAUCUUUGCACUAAUGUCUCUGGCUUGAAAAGUUUUCCUCCAGUGAGUCUCCAACUUUCUCUGUUCAGUUGUGUCGCAGUCUGAUUCAGACGGAGAUCAAAGAGAACAAGAAUGUUUUCCUCUUAAUGUCCAAGAGUAGAGAAGAUGAACUUUGUGGGCUUUUUCCCCUUAACAUGUCACAAGUCAGCCGUCUCAGUCGUUCCUUAACUGGAUGCUGAAAUUCAGUGUUACUCUGACUGAGUUUCUGUUUUACUGGUGCCCUCCUCAUCUGGGACAGCGAGUGAAAUCUGACGCUCUGACGGCGUUCACUCUUAAAGCUGCUGCUGUUUGUACUGUACAUCUACCACCAACAGAUCCGACUCCCGGGAGUGUUUUUAGUACUACUUUUUGUGACGAUCUCAGCUGCUUUGAAAUGAUCUCGUCUAUUCUCGAUGAACCAAUGACAUCAGCCAAAACAUCACGAACUGUGCUCUGCCUGCCGUUCAAAUGCAGAUCUGUAAAAAGGCUCACGUUUGGAGGGAGUUUUCAAAAUAUUUGACCUCAUGUCUACUACAGGCUCCAUUUCCUCUCUUCUCCGGUACUGCUCCAUCAUCUUGAUUAUUACAGUAACAAGCAAGCAUGAGAAGCAUUUAUUGAUGAACAGCAAACAUGUAUAAAUAGUCAAGAGUUUAACUGAGUUUUAACGUCAUCGUGUCCAUUAUACUGUAGCUCUACAGUAGGGAGAGACAUCUGUGGGCAGCGUCCAGCUGUGGCCAGCUGUGGCCAUGUUUCACUGAAGCACUGAAACAAUGAAGUCAGCUCUGCCCUCUGACGCGUCAGCGGAGCAGAGAUGAUACCGACUCCGAGACAGUGUCAGGAAACUCGGUGGAUCCUGAGAGAUUCACAGAAAAGCAGAUCAAAAAGCCUUUUUCUGUCCUUCAUGCUGUCAGGAUGAAGUGCUGCUGGCCAGUGAGGCAGCGAGGAUGUGAAAACAACAUAUUACCAUCAACAUGAAGCUGUUUCUUUCUUUCCUUUUUUUUUUUUUUUUUACACUGUACAUCCUUAGUAUUUUUACACAUAAAAUGUAUAUGAUAGGGAUGCACAUUAUUUUUUUUUUCCUUUUUACAGACAGCUUCAAUAAAGCACUAUGUCA